AAUGAGUGAAUGAGUGACUCCAUGCCUCCUCCUGCUCUCCCCGGGCGGAGGUGAGCUGCUGGACUCUGGGCAGCAGCAGGUCGGUUGAGGGAAGGACUUUUGGGAAAUCACAUGCUUCUCAUCUCCAGCUCUGACUGUGAGACGCCAUUUUGGAGCAAAGUUUGGGAUUUUUUUUUAAUGACCUGGAGUGAAGGAGGAGGAGGAAGAAGAAAGGAGGGAUUUACUCUGAGGGAAGUUUGACACGAAUGCAGCAGACUGAGCUGGGAAUAGCACCCGCAGCAGUGCGGGAUAAGUGAGCCUGGACUUGGCACGGCUCGGGUUGAGGUGUGCCAACAGCAGCCGGGACUCUGAAGUUGUUUCCCGGGAUCAGCAGCAGAGCCCCCGGGGGCUCCGGAACUCUGUUACCGGCCUUUCAUAACCGCAUUCACACUUUGGUUUUAUUUGUGUGUGUCGCCACAGCGGCUCGUGUGUGCGGUACACGCCGGUGAAAGGAGCCUCUGUGACGGGGACGGAGAGCGCGGAGAGCCGGUGCCAGGCGGAGCUCCUCUCCGGGUUUCUGCCUCUCUUUGAAGCGGGAACACACGGGUGUUUUUGUGGCGGUGGGGUUCCCCGGAGACUCGGUGGCUUAUUUUCGUUUGGAUCUGUUCAUUUUUCCCCUGGCAGGGAGUUUGUUUGUCGGAGGGAAGUUGGUGUCGUCGUGGAGCCCGGACUUGGAGUUGUGACAGCGGGCGUUCGCUGGUGGAAUAAUCGAUAAGAAAAGACACACGGCGGCUCCUGUGUGACUCUGUGUGUGUGUGUUAACACGGGGCCAGAGCCGAGUCGUGCCGAGCCAGAGCGACCAUGCCCGUCAGGAGGAAAGAUGCACAGCGAGCUCUGCUGCUGCUGGAGGAAUAUCGCACCAAACUGAACCACACUGAGGACCGGCAGCUACGAAUCUCCCUGCAGAGGGUCAUCGACAUCUUCCAGAGUAACCUGUUCCAGGCGCUCAUAGAUAUCCAGGAGUUUUACGAAGUGAGCUUAUUGGACAGUCAGAGAUGGGUGGAGUCUCCAAAGGGGGCGGACCCCACAGUGCCUGUCAACCUGUGGGACUUCUCCAGCCUUCAGAGCACCACAGUGACCUCUGACCUCAGCACCAGCAUUGAGGACUGCCCCCUCCUUAACGAAAUCCUGCACACGCUGGCACAGGUCGGACGCUCACCUGGUCAACACGCUCAUAAGUACCAGCACCAUGACGAGGACUCGUCCCUCCAGGACCAGAGCUCCCCCCAGCUGACGGAGGAGGGGGGGGCGGGGCCAGAGCUGGUCCAGGUGGCAGAAAAGAACCUGUCCCAGGUGGAGAACGUGCACGGCUACGUCAGCCACGCCCACAUCUCACCUAUGAAGGUGGCGUCUCUGGAGUGCGUCUUUGACGGAUCGUCAACGUUAGGACAGCAGCACCCGGAGCUCCCCUCCCCCACCUCCCCCACCUCCCCUACCUCCUCCACCUUCCACCUUCACGGAGAGGACAACCACUUCCUGUCCUGUUCCUCCAACCCCUUCCCCCUGAUCCAGCAGGCUGACUCUGCCCCGCCUCCCUCCUCCAUAAUCCCUGUGAUCCCAAUCUCACCAAUCCCAUCUGAGACCUCCAUCAUCCCUGCGACAUCACAGGCCAAUCCUGCUCCUUUGGUGGUCAACUCGGACAGUCUGGACACGCCCCCAUACGUGAACGGGACAGAGGCUGAUUAUGAGUAUGAGGAAAUCACACUGGAGAGGGGCAACUCGGGUUUGGGCUUCAGCAUCGCGGGCGGCACGGACAACCCACACAUCGGUGAAGACCCCAGUAUCUUCAUCACCAAAGUCAUCGCAGGAGGAGCGGCCGCCCAGGAUGCACGUCUCAGGGUGAACGACGUCAUCCUGAGGGUCAACGAGGUGGACGUACGAGAUGUGACCCACAGCCGUGCCGUGGAGGCCCUGAAGGAGGCGGGCUCACUCGUCCGACUCUACGUCCGCCGCAGGAAACCUGUGUCCGAGAAAGUGAUGGAGAUCAAACUGGUGAAGGGACCCAAAGGUCUGGGCUUCAGCAUCGCGGGCGGAGUCGGGAACCAGCACAUCCCAGGCGACAACAGCAUCUACGUCACCAAGAUCAUUGAGGGAGGAGCCGCACACAAAGACGGGCGGCUGCAGAUCGGAGACAAGCUGCUGGCUGUGAACAGUGCGUGUCUGGAGGAAGUGAGCCACGAACACGCCGUCACUGCCCUGAAAAACACUCCAGACGUGGUUUACUUAAAAGUGGCCAAACCCAACAGUGUCUUCAUGAACGAGAGCUUUGCUCCACCAGACCUCACCAACUCGUACUCACAGCACAUGGAGAACCAUAUCAGCCCGCCCCCCUUCCUGGGUCAGCCCCUCCCACCGCCAGCACCAUCGGGACGCUACUCCCCGACCCCGAAGAGCAUGCUGGGAGAUGAUGAUGUCACGCGAGAGCCGAGGAAGGUGGUGCUGCACCGAGGAGCGACCGGCCUCGGCUUUAACAUCGUGGGCGGCGAGGACGGAGAGGGAAUCUUCAUCUCCUUCAUCCUCGCCGGAGGACCAGCUGACCUGUGCGGCGAGCUGAGGAAAGGAGACAGACUUGUAUCAGUGAACGGCGUAGAUCUGCGUAGCGCCACCCACGAACAGGCCGCCGCCGCCCUGAAGAACGCCGGACAGACGGUGACCAUCAUCGCCCACUACAGGCCAGAGGAUUACAGCCGCUUUGAAGCAAAGAUCCACGACCUGAGGGAGCAGAUGAUGAACAGCAGCAUCAGCUCAGGGUCCGGUUCUCUGCGCACCAGCCAGAAGAGGUCGCUGUACGUCAGAGCUCUCUUUGACUAUGAUAAGACCAGAGACUCGGGUCUGCCCAGUCAGGGUCUCAACUUUAAGUUCGGCGACAUCCUUCACGUGGUGAACGCGUCCGAUGACGAGUGGUGGCAGGCGCGUCAGCUGACCGCUCAGGGCGAGGUGGAGGAAGUGGGCGUGAUCCCCAGCAAGAGACGGGUGGAGAAGAAAGAGAGGGCGAGGUUAAAGACGGUGAAGUUCAACGCCAAGUCUGGAGAGCGCGGGCAGUCUCUCAAUGACAAGCGUAAAAAGAACCUCUUUUCCCGAAAGUUUCCGUUCUACAAGAGCAAAGAGACGAACAAGCAGGAGACCAGCGAUGUCGACCAACAUCUGACCUCUAACGCCAGCGAUAGCGAGAGUAGCUACCGUGGACAGGAGGAGUACGUCUUGUCGUAUGAACCUGUCGUUCAGCAGGAAGUGAACUACACGCGUCCCGUCAUCAUCCUGGGACCCAUGAAAGAUCGGAUCAAUGACGACCUGAUCUCUGAGUUUCCCGACAAGUUCGGAUCCUGCGUCCCGCAUACGACGCGGCCGAAGCGGGACUACGAGGUGGACGGACGAGAUUAUCACUUUGUGGUGUCCAGGGAGCAGAUGGAGAAGGACAUCCAGGACCACAAGUUCAUCGAGGCGGGUCAAUACAACAACCACCUGUACGGAACCAGCGUGCAGUCAGUGCGAGAGGUCGCUGAGAAGGGGAAACACUGCAUCCUGGACGUGUCAGGAAACGCCAUCAAGAGGCUGCAGUUGGCUCAGCUUCACCCCAUCGCCGUCUUCAUCAAACCCAAGUCUGUGGAGAACAUCAUGGACAUGAACAAGCGUCUGACGGACGAGCAGAGCAGGAAAACCUUUGACAGAGCAACCAAGCUGGAGCAGGAGUUCACUGAGCACUUCACAGCUGUUGUUCAGGGGGACACUCUGGAGGACAUCUAUGAUCAGGUGAAGCAGAUCAUUGAGGAACAGUCAGGUCCGUUCAUCUGGGUUCAGUCCAAGGAGAAGUUGUGAAGAUCCUCCUCCUCGUCCUCCUCUUCCUCCUCCUCGAUAAAAUUUUUCUUUUUCUAAAGUUUACGUUUCUCUUAUUUUUAACGUUUUAUUUGAAGUGAAGUUUAAAUAUUUCGCGUGAAGAAAACUUUUUAAAAAUUUAAUUAAUUUUCUUGCGUGAGUUUGAGGUCGGGACAUGUCUGAUAGUGGCGCCCUCUUGUGGUGGGAGUGUGAACAUGCGCAGACGGCCGAUUCAGUGUUGUCCGUGUCUUGUUUCUAUGGCAACGAUGUGGGUGGUGUGUGGGCGGAGCCUGUUGUACAGUAAGAUGUGGGUAAACUGCCUAUUUUGUAAUAAUAAAGUCUAUAUUGAAGUUUUCUCUGCAUUGUUUAAUCAGAUUUGAAGAGAUUUGAACAUAAAUAUAUUUUCUUUGUCUUCAGUCUCCUCCUCUAUCUUUACUUUUCUUUUUUAAACAUAAAUAAAAAAAACUUCACAAGAAAACAAA
Solea solea (common sole) is the source of this 4334-nucleotide messenger RNA. RefSeq names its product discs large homolog 1-like protein. Gene Ontology annotation, cellular component: neuron projection; neuromuscular junction; postsynaptic density membrane. The coding region runs from base 841 to 3855 and encodes 1004 amino acids. The record is from RefSeq and is a predicted model, not a curated record. Gene Ontology annotation, biological process: chemical synaptic transmission; neurotransmitter receptor localization to postsynaptic specialization membrane. The transcript is spliced from 27 exons. NCBI's taxonomy places the organism in Eukaryota, Metazoa, Chordata, Actinopteri, Pleuronectiformes, Soleidae. Gene Ontology annotation, molecular function: kinase binding.